AUGCUCCGGGACGCUCUUCUUCUCGGAUUAGCGCGCGUAAUUAUUGCGUGCGGGACGCGUAUUGUUGGCGCGGGGGGCGUGAGAACGGCGCCUGGGACGCCACCGAGCCAGGGCCUUCGCCGUCGCUGCUGCUGCCGCCUGCCGGGGGCAUCGGAAACGUCGCCCAGCUCUGUGCGGCGAAUGCGGCGGAGGAGGUGGCUGCGGAUAGAGGAGGCGCUGGUGGAUGGAGCGGAGCCGAAGAAAAACCUGUUCUCGCUUGCCCGCUCGCCCCUGCCGCUUGUCUGUCCGCCCGUACCUUCCAGGUAUUACCACAAACCUGCUCUCCCGCCGCCGCCCCCGCCUCGCCUCCCUCCCACCCGCCUGACUGAUGGCCAUAACGAAUCGCGUUGUCAGUUUCAAACCGGCACCGAAGCACACGCCGCCGCCACCGUUCAUCUCGCGCCGAGGCACGACUACUCAUCAACGGAGCGAGCGGGCCUCUCGGCGGGAGCUGCGAGCCUCCUCGCGCCGCGCCGCUGCGCCGUGCACCUGUUUGAAUCUCGGCUCUCCUCGCGGCGGCGGCGGCGGUGGUGGGCGUGGUGGUGGCGCGCGCGCGGCCGCAUUAACGACGGCGCCGUCUGCCUUCUCCGUCGCCGCCCGCCCCGCGCGCUCAGUGCGCCCGCCGCCGCCACCCACGGACCCUCGUCCUCCGCCCUCCGCGCCGUCUGCGACCUGUUUGGCGCUCGCGGAACAUCGGAUGACGUGCGCGCGCGCCUCGUCCGGGUAUUGGAACUUGUUUGUGGUACUUGUUUUCAGUUUUUAGAGUUGCGUUUGGGUGCGAUUCGGAGAUUGGUGCUCGGUGAAAUGGUGAUUUGCGAAAGCGAAGGGGAGGGAGGCAACCCUGUACCUCCUCCCCCUGACCCGGUGCCGGGACCCGGGAAGGCGGGGCUACCUGGAGUCCGUGACUCGACUUUUUUCCCGCCCAUUCCUCCUCCAGUGAGCGCGGGCGAGCCGACUCCAAGGGGUGGGGGACGGGAGGGAGGUGAACGCGACUACCUGUGGGUCCAAGCUGUGGUGGAGGAGGGACUGGGAGGUCGGACAUCACCAGCUCUGCCUCUGCACCUGCUUCUUCAUUAUAACGAAUUAACUCAACCUGAGACGGAUUGCGUCUAUGGAGUUUUCAGAAGUUAUAUGCUGCAUUCAUACAUUAGUUGGUCAGAUGUUUGUCCUCGGCAAACUUGCCAAGUUCGGCUGCACUCGCGGCCGCCGCCGCCGUGGCUGCGGCGCGAGGGAGGUCGGGAGCGAGAGGAACGCUUGACUACCCUGCGUGAGGCGAAAUGA
Molecule: messenger RNA, 1320 nt
Organism: Gryllus bimaculatus (two-spotted cricket)
Lineage: Eukaryota; Metazoa; Arthropoda; Insecta; Orthoptera; Gryllidae
Source: the annotation of a GenBank genome assembly